This is a messenger RNA of Sceloporus undulatus (fence lizard), 2551 nucleotides long. RefSeq names its product solute carrier family 6 member 7 (gene SLC6A7). Gene Ontology annotation, molecular function: L-proline transmembrane transporter activity. Gene Ontology annotation, cellular component: membrane. NCBI's taxonomy places the organism in Eukaryota, Metazoa, Chordata, Lepidosauria, Squamata, Phrynosomatidae. Bases 224 to 2140 code for a protein of 638 amino acids. The record is from RefSeq and is a predicted model, not a curated record. Gene Ontology annotation, biological process: sodium ion transmembrane transport. The transcript has 14 exons.
UUCUAGACAGUGCUCAUCUUCCUGUGCUAGAAAGAUUCAGUCAAGAAGGAGUGAUUCAGAAAGGAAGGAGAUCUGUUGUUCUGCUAGUACUUUUCAGAUACUCCUCCUGUCCUUCCCAUUGUUGUGUAGAGAGAGAAACAGCACAUCUCCUGAACAAGUGGAGAAGAGAGAGUGUGUGUGCCUGUGAAUGCAGGAAGGGAGUGCAUAGCAACGCAACUCCACAAUGAAGAAGGGUCAGGAGCACCAUUCUCAGAAGCCAGUCAUUCCAGACCUGUUGAUGACCCCAAGUGAUCAAGGGGAUGACUUAGAGAAUGAAUACCCUGAAGACAGAGGGAACUGGACAGGCAAACUGGAUUUUCUCUUGUCUUGUAUUGGCUACUGUGUUGGAUUGGGGAAUGUCUGGAGGUUUCCAUACCGUGCUUAUACAAAUGGGGGAGGGGCAUUCCUUGUUCCGUAUUUUAUCAUGUUGGCAAUAUGUGGGAUUCCCAUCUUCUUCAUGGAGCUGUCAUUGGGCCAGUUCUCAAGCCUGGGACCUCUUGCUGUUUGGAGGAUAAGCCCACUAUUUAAAGGUGUUGGCAUGGCCACAAUCCUGAUUGUCUCCUUAGUGGCCAUUUACUAUAACAUGAUCAUUGCUUAUGUUCUCUUCUACCUCUUUGCCUCACUGACAAAUAAUUUGCCCUGGCAAUACUGUGGCAACUGGUGGAACACAGACCUGUGCCUGGACCACCAUGUCAUGCACACAGGGAAUGGUGCUGUGCCUCUCAAUAUCUCUAACACUGUUAGCCCAAGUGAGGAGUACUGGAGUCGCUAUGUCCUGCACAUCCAAGAGAGCUCAGGGAUUGGGGAUCCUGGGGCAAUUCGCUGGAAUCUGUGCCUAUGUCUCCUUCUCGCCUGGGUUAUUGUGUACCUCUGUAUUCUAAAGGGAGUAAAAUCUUCUGGCAAGGUUGUGUAUUUCACUGCCACAUUUCCUUACCUCAUCCUGAUCAUGCUCCUGAUUCGUGGUGUGACACUGGAAGGAGCCUGGUUAGGAAUCAAAUUCUAUCUUACACCCCAGUUUGACUUGCUUCUGUCUCCCAAGGUGUGGAUUGAAGCAGCUCUGCAGAUCUUCUAUUCUCUUGGGGUGGGAUUUGGGGGACUUCUCACCUUUGCAUCAUAUAACACCUUCCACCAGAAUAUUUACAGGGAUACGUUUAUAGUCACUGUGGGCAAUGCAAUCACCAGUAUCUUAGCUGGCUUUGCCAUCUUCUCUGUUUUGGGCUACAUGUCCCAAGAACUUGAUGUCCCUGUUCAAGAAGUGGCCAAAGCUGGUCCAGGUUUGGCUUUUGUGGUCUACCCGCAAGCCAUGACAAUGCUUCCUCUUUCUCCUUUCUGGUCUUUCCUUUUUUUCUUCAUGCUGUUAACUCUUGGUUUGGACAGUCAGUUUGCCUUUCUGGAGACCAUAGUCACUGCUGUGACAGAUGAGUUCCCCUAUUACCUGCGUCCAAAGAAGGCUUUUUUCUCAGGUGUUGUUUGUGUGGCAAUGUUCCUGAUGGGACUCAUUCUCACAACAGAGGGUGGAAUGUAUUGGCUGGUGCUGCUGGAUGACUACAGUGCUGGGUUUGGACUCAUGGUGGUGGUCAUUACCACUUGCCUGGUGGUAACCCGUGUGUAUGGCAUGAAAAGGUUUUGCCGUGAUAUUCACAUGAUGCUGGGUUUCAAACCAGGGAUAUACUUUAAAGCCUGUUGGUUGUUCCUGUCCCCAGUAACAAUGACGGCACUACUGGUGUAUAGCAUAAUCAAGUACCAACCUUCAACGUAUAAUGGAACUUACCGUUUUCCCUUUUGGGCUGAGGCCCUGGGCAUCUUGAUGGGAAUCUUCUCCUGCCUGAUGAUACCCAUAGGGAUGGUUUUUGCAGUGCUCAAAGAGGAAGGGACACUCUGGCAAAGAAUCCAGCAAGCUAGCAGACCAACCAUGGACUGGGGGCCUUCCCUGGAGGAGAACAGGACUGGCAUGUAUGUGGCAACUCUGGCAGGCAGCCAGUCGCCUAAACCUCUGAUGGUCCAUAUGCGAAAAUACGGAGGUAUAACCAGCUAUGAGAACAUAGCAUUUCAGGUAGAUAAAGAAAUUGAAGAAGAAGAAGAGGAGGAGUCUAUGAUGUGAAGAGACAGCUUCUCUUGCUCACCCAUAGGCUAGAUGUUGAAGAAAAAUGCAAAGAAUAAACCCCUGAAUGUUUUUGCACAAGAUGCACCUUGGUUGGCACAGUUGAGGUCAUUUGGCAGCCAGAAGCUGCUGACUGUUAAGCAUCUCACAGCAGUAAGUUCUGCUGAGAAUCCCAGUGCUGUUGAGGUUUCUGUUUCAUGUGGAGAGAUGUGCAAUGAACCUGUGUGUCUUAGUGCUCUAGUUGUGUCUGGUACAGGCCAGCGACUCCUAUUGUCUCUUCCUGUCCUCACAGUUAUGGGUUCAGUGGUGUGUUGGUCAACUUUGAAGUCCAGGUGCUCAGCAUUACAACCUCCAUCACUGUAUCCCCGGAAUUCAAAUAUUGGUCUUGCCAUUUUGACAGUUUUAUCCCAC